Messenger RNA from Canis lupus familiaris (dog), 6400 nucleotides. RefSeq names its product suppressor of cytokine signaling 6 (gene SOCS6). Gene Ontology annotation, molecular function: 1-phosphatidylinositol-3-kinase regulator activity. The transcript is spliced from 5 exons. Gene Ontology annotation, cellular component: phosphatidylinositol 3-kinase complex. The coding region runs from base 901 to 2508 and encodes 535 amino acids. NCBI's taxonomy places the organism in Eukaryota, Metazoa, Chordata, Mammalia, Carnivora, Canidae. Gene Ontology annotation, biological process: protein ubiquitination; intracellular signal transduction; regulation of growth. The record is from RefSeq and is a predicted model, not a curated record.
GGAGGAAGGAGGCGGGAGGAGGAGUUGCGGGAGAGGAGGGCCGAGCGCGGCAGUCGCGCCGGCGCUGGGCGAGGAAGCGGAGCGGGCCGCCGCCGGGAAGCCUUGUGUGGGGAAAGGGCAUAAGACCAAGGAGACAAGAAAAACGAAAAUAAAGGAGGAAAGACAGUGGGAGCCCACAGAAGUAUUAACGGCGCCAGCUACUAAAAUCGGGAAGGUUACAAAUGUGAGCAGCUAUUGAGUUGCUUGGCACUGGGUCACUGCAGUCAGGUGAUGGAAGAUGUAGAACAAAAAAGGGCAUCACACUUGGAGACUAUGUUUGGGGAGCGGUGGCUAUCCCAUUGUCCUUGGGAGCAGACUGUUUAGUAGAGAAGAAAGAAAGAAGAAAAGACGGCAUAUCUCUGAAGGCCCGGGAGACAAACCGUUAUCUGAGCAUCAGUAAACCUGAAGACGUCACUAUGCCAUCCUGAAAUUUUCCAACAGAUGUUUAAAUAUUUGAAAGUGUGUAUAAAUUGUUGAGCAAUCAACCAGACUCGCUACAUGGCCACUUCGCCUUGGCAGCAUCCUCUUGAGCGUGCGUGGCUGGUGACACAGGCGGCGGCGGGGCCCGUGCGAGUUCGUGCAGAGGCUGAGUGUCGGCCGGUAGAAGAGCGUUAGGAGAGACAAGGACAUGGAUUCAUACUCAAAAGCAAGGUGCAGAGAGGAAGGAGGAAGACUCGGGUUUGUUCUAGUGUUACGAGAUGUUUGGAGUGGACAGUGAGCUUCUCGUGUGCCGGCGAGCAUGGCUCCAAAGGGUCUAUGAAGCUGGAAGAGUACCUAGAUGCAGCAUUGCAGCCCCUCCAGAUGUGUGAGGAGAGUCUUCUGGAGAGAAAGUGAUCCUCUUGCAGUAGGUAACUAGUCAUAAUGAAGAAAAUUAGUCUUAAAACCUUCCGAAAAUCUUUCAACUUGAAUAAAAGUAAAGAAGAAACGGAUUUCAUGGUCGUACAGCAACCGUCGCUAGGCAGUGAUUUUGGAAAAGAUGAUUCCUUGUUUGGUAGCUGCUACGGGAAAGAUAUGGCCAGCUGUGAUAUCACUAAUGAAGACGAGAAAGGUGGGAAGGGCAGAUCGAAAAGCGAAAGCCUAAUGGGUACGUUAAAACGACGGCUGUCUGCAAAACAAAAGCAGAAAGGCAAGGGCAGCACACCGUCCGGGAGCUCUGCCGACGAGGACACCUUCUCCUCCUCCUCGGCACCCCUGGUCUUCAAGGACGUGCGAGCGCAGAGACCCAUCAGGUCCACGUCGCUCCGCAGCCACCACUACAGUCCCACGCCAUGGCCUCUGCGACCCACAAACUCUGAGGAGACGUGCAUCAAAAUGGAGGUGAGAGUCAAAGCCUUGGUUCACUCUUCCAGUCCGAGCCCAGCCCUGAAUGGGGUCCGGAAGGAUUUUCACGACCUUCAGGCUGACACCGUGUGCCAGGAACAGAGCAAUUCCCUGAAGAGUUCGGAAUCUCAGAAUGGAGACUUGCAUCUUCACCUUGACGAACAUGUGCCUGUAGUUAUCGGACUUAUGCCUCAGGACUACAUUCAGUACACCGUGCCUUUAGAUGAGGGGAUGUACCCUUUGGAAGGACCGCGUAGCUAUUGUCUGGACGGUUCUUCUCCCAUGGAAGUGUCUGCGGUCCCCCCGCAAGUGGGCGGGAGCUCCUUCGCCGAAGACGAGAAUCAGGUAGAGCAGGACCUCGUGGUGGCCCCGGAGAUCUUUGUGGAUCAGGCGGUGAACGGCUUGUUGAUUGGCACCACAGGAGUCAUGUUGCAGAGCCCCAGAGCGAGUCAUGACGACGCCCCCCCACUCUCACCGUUGCUACCUCCAAUGCAGACCAGUCAAAUCCAAAGGAACUUCAGUGGGCUCACCGGCACAGAUGCCCACGUGGCUGAAAGUAUGCGCUGUCAUUUGAAUUUUGACCCUAAUUCUGCCCCUGGGGUCGCUAGAGUGUAUGACUCCGUGCAGAGCAGUGGUCCCAUGGUCGUGACAAGCCUUACAGAGGAGCUGAAAAAACUCGCGAAACAAGGAUGGUACUGGGGACCGAUCACACGCUGGGAGGCAGAAGGGAAACUAGCAAACGUGCCGGAUGGCUCUUUUCUUGUUCGGGAUAGUUCUGACGACCGUUACCUUUUAAGCUUGAGCUUUCGCUCCCAUGGCAAAACACUUCACACGAGAAUUGAACACUCAAAUGGUAGGUUUAGCUUUUAUGAACAACCAGAUGUGGAAGGACAUACGUCUAUAGUUGAUCUAAUCGAGCAUUCGAUCAGGGACUCUGAAAACGGAGCUUUUUGUUAUUCACGAUCUCGGUUGCCUGGAUCUGCGACUUACCCGGUCAGGCUGACCAAUCCAGUAUCACGGUUCAUGCAGGUGCGUUCGUUGCAGUACCUGUGUCGGUUUGUUAUACGUCAGUACACCAGGAUAGACUUGAUUCAGAAACUGCCUUUGCCAAACAAAAUGAAGGAUUACUUACAGGAGAAGCACUACUGAAAGAUUAUGAGAACCCUGCAUCUUGCACUUUGGGAUUUAGAAAAAGAGAUUGAAAUACAGUUUACAAACUUUCAUUGCUAUCAAAAUCUUUUGCUGCCAUACUAUUUCAGUUUUAUGUGUAAAAGUAAUCAAUUUGUUUAGGGGUGGGGAAACGUGUCAGCAAGGUGUCUUGGGUUUAUUUUGGUUCUUUAAAAAGGGAAGUCUUGAGGUUUUGGAAGUGUGAAUUAUCUUUCAUAAAUGUGCAGAAUAAAUCACAAUGUGAAUUAUCAGAUUCUCCUUAACCACCCCCCUCAAGUCCUUUGCUGCUAUCCACUGUGAUUUUUAUGCAUUAAAAGCACAUUUCAUGUGUAUUUGACCCUAAGUAAAGUUGAAUGAAACUUACAGAAUGAAUAUCGUUAUGUCUCUUUAAAUGGCCUGUUUUCAAAGAUCGUGUUGAAUAAACAUACCCGUAUGAUAAAACGCAGGAUUUACACAUACACUGAAAAUGAUUUUUAAUCUCAUACUUUAGAAAGAUUUAUUUAGAAUUAUGAUUUGACAUAAUCUUGGGUAUUGGAAUGCAGAACUGCAACAUAUCUUUUAUGACAUUUCUAAAUUGUUUUUGAGGUUGUGCUGUUUUUUGGUUGUGAAAAGUUGAAUUUUUCUGUUGCCUUCAUUUUCAUCUUGUGGUUCGUCUCUUAAUAAAUGGCCUUACAUUAAAAAAAAAAAAAACAUAAAGAAGUGUAUACCACCAAUUUAGAAAUUGUUGCCUUUUCUGUCAUUAAGCUCUGGUAUAAAUUGGCAUAACAUAGAAAGACCUAUGAGACUGGAACUAUUAUUGAAGAGAUGCUAGAUGAUCAUAGUUUCCUGUGAUAGUAAUGUUUUUGCGUUAAUUAUACUUUCCUUUGGUAAGGUGUUUUCUCUGUGAUUCCUUUAGCUUAGCCAGCAUUUUCUUUGGGUGAACUUGAUGUAGAACAGAUUUUCAUAAAAGGACUAGAUUCUCUUGCAAAAUUUAAGUUUAUAUAAAGUUUUAAAUUGAUUUGAGUAGAAACAUUGUUUUAGAGUUGGAUUUAUAUUCUUUUACAUAGUCACUAUUGAGAUGUGCUAGAUUUGACCCUCCCUUUUCUCCAUCAAAAACACAAAAAAACCCCAAUGACUCUAGUUGAAAAACUGUGGAAAUUGCAGAGCAUCAUGUAAGAAGAAUAUUGAGACCUUAUCAGAUGUAUGGAAGUCUUGUUGCCUACCGUAUAUACUGCCAUUUAAAAAUAGUUUUUUUUGUUUUGUUUUAAAUUUAGCUAAGUCUUAAGUAAAUUGGCAGGCAUCCUUAGUUAUUUUAUCUGAAUCAGUUUCUUGGGUUGAGGGGCGAAGAGGAGUGUGUUAUCCCCAGGACUUUAGUUAUUUUGAAAUUCAGUGUUUAUUUGCUUCAGUGAGUAUUUUGGAAGCACCCCAUCUAGAAAAUGUUUCCAUGUCAGAUGAAACCUAUGAUUUAAGACAUUUAUUCCCUUGUCAUUCAGUUAUCCUAUCUUUUACCCCUCAAUUAAAAAGAUGAGUAAAGGUCUUAGGUCAACCUUAAUGGCUUUGUAAUUCAGACACACCAGUAUCCCUGUUUUUUUUUUUUUUGUGGUUGUUAUUGUUUUUUUCUGUUUUCUAGGGUCAGAACUAAGAAAUACGAAGAAAAGGCACAAUAAUAUCAUGUUCUGGUAUUUUGACUUAAAGGGGAAAAGGUACUUAAUUUUGGUGGAAUGUUGAUUGUACCUUGUCACAAAGACUCCUCUUUCAUUUUCUGAUAUGUUUUCAACUAAUAAGAUGGAUUAUGGAGUAUACUGUAAUAAUAUAAUUUAAGUGUUCACUAUAAGCUAUUUGGAUUAAGAACUAUUACAGAGUUGUAAACUUAUCAAAUUAAUGCAAGACAUUUAAACUAUUUUUUUGCGAAACUAUUUAUUUUUAAACAAUUUAAAAUAUAUCUAGGGUGAGUUAAAAGUCCCUGUGCAUCUAUAUUAGAUGGCAGGUAUUGUCACAGAGUCACUGUGUGUUAAUAAUAAGUGUUGAAAUGGCUUCUCCAUGUUUCUAGAAGCAUUUACAUGAACUCUUCGUGAGAUCAUGGUGCACAGAGGUCUUUGGACCGCCCUGAACCCUGUCUUCUCAUGUGGGUGUAGCCUGUUCCCCACGUUUUCCUCAUGAUACCAUGUGUUCAAGAUCUAACUGUUAGUUUCAAGUUAUUAUUUUGAUUUUUCAUCUAAACGUUUUUAAAAUUGUAUUUUGUGUUUUAUGGGGGGCAAGUCUUGAUGCUGUUCUAAUUCAGAAAGCCAGUUUUUUACGUGCUUUUGUAUAUUCAUAAUAUAAAAUACUUUAAGGUGAAAUGCCCUAUCCUAAUCCAGUUUGAAAUUGCUAGGGUCUGAUAGUAUAUUGAUAAACAUAAAAGUAUUUGCCAAGAUAUUAUUUACAAAUAAAGGAGUAUUGCAAUAUUUUCUGCUUUUUUUGUAGAGAGAACUGUUUGGCAUACGCAGCACAAUAGAAUGUGAAAGAUUGGCUAAAUAAAUAGUCUGUUUAAAAAUGGAAAGGGGAAGAGAUCAAUCUCCAUCCUAUAAUUUGGUCUAGAUACCGUUUGGGUGAAUUUCUGGAUUCGACUGAAUGGCAGUUUAGAUGGCGUGGGCACAACCUGUACGUGAUUUUUAAAUACGUGCUUCUAAAAAUCUGAGCUCAAGGCAAGAAAGAGAGAACAGGAAAGCUGUAUCCUUUUGCCAUCAUACAUGAAUCAGAGUAAUUUUUUUGAAUCAACUAUUUCAUCAUAAAACUUGAUGGAGGCCAGAAGCAAUUCUAGGCUUAUCAAGACACUAAUAUGCAUUUGUAUAAAUAGUAAGAAAGCAUAGAAAGUACUUGAAAGAUAUCUCACUCUUUCUCUAAGGAGAACUGUUCUCUUUCUACUUGGUGCAAUAAUCUGAAAACCUAGGAGGUCAAAAAUAUAUCACAGGAAAUGAUCAUAGAGCUAAAAAUAGUUUUUGAGGAAACCAGCUACAAGGGUAACCAUCUUGCUGUUGAAGAAAAUCAAGUGCCAAAAGGUUAAAUCAUUGGCAUAUAGGAAAUAAACAUCAAGUAUACAUUAUAAUUUCUGAGCCAGUAUUACUGAAACAGGAUAAAAAAUUACUAAAAUCUUAAAUAGGUGAUAUACAGUGUCCCUGCUAACUAUAAAUCUAAAUAUCUUAACAAUGCUUUCAGAAAUGCCAAUUUUAAUCAUUGUACAUUUCACAUUAUAUAUGAAAGAUAAUUUGCUUUGUGAAUGAUUCAAAAUAAUAGAAAUUAAAUCUUAAUGGCUUUUCAUCGAAUGUGAAGUCUUAAUUUGAAAAUGAAAUCGCACUACCAGCAACAGACAGUUUUGUUGAAAACUCUAAUAAGGAACAAUUGCCAGUUCCAUAAAUAACUUUAAAAUUCCAAAAUAAAGUAUUGGUAUGCUAGUAAUCACAAAUUUGGUUUCUUUUAAUACUUUUUAAAAUCCUAUUAAGGUUUUUAUUUUAAAUAAACAUUCUUUUUAUUAGUCAUAACAUGGUGACUGUGUAGUUGCUGUUUCUGAAAAGUGAUCCAAACUCUACAUCCAGAGAUGAAAAAUUCUUAUAGAAUUUUGUAAUAAGUAUACAUGUUGGGUUAAAGAAAUUUUAUAGUCGUUGGAGUGCCAUGAAAUUAAUACUUGCAAUCCAGAUUGCUGUAGUUUACACUUUUUCUGUAUGUUUCAAAUCAGGUGUGUACCAUUUGUACUGAGAACACCACAGAAUGAAUUAUCCAAAGUCCAUUGAUUUUACUAUGUGUUUUGGUUUGUAAACAAAUUAUAGUAAUUUCUUGCACAUUUUUGGAAAUUAAUUGUAUAAGAAUUUAUGUAUCUGCUUCUAGAUACAGUAUGUAAAUAAAAAUUUCGUUCACAAGA